GUUAUCAGAAAUAUUUUAUGUACGACUUGUCUAUUUUGUGGAACUCUUUUGUGUUAUUUCGUUUUCAUUACGCGGGUUUUCAACCUGCUCUGGUUUGCCAGUUUUUGCCAUUAUUAAUUAUUUUCAUUGAUCCUAGUCAGCUCAAAAUCUUUUUACCAUCGUCUUUACACAUCAUCGCAUCACAUAUCAUCUGCUUCAUCAUCAAUAAAUGAUCAGAAAUUUAUACUUUGGUGUAUUGGUUAGCUAUACUGUUGAUCCAACAGUACAGUAAAAAGAUUUAUAUGACCCACGGAUCUUCACAACACAGUCAUCAUGGCAGACAAACAGGAAGAAUCAGAGAAGCGUUUACAUGUUCCAACGGAGAAGGGUUUAGCGGUAUUCGAAGCUAAGUGUGUUGAUUAUAAGAAACGUAUUGACAAGUUAUGGAGCACAGUUGAAGACAUUAUUCUUAGUAUACAAGGAAGUGACAAAACCAUAAAAACAUUACGCAAAUUUGAUGCUGAUAUUCGUGCAGCCUUUGAACCAUAUGUCCGUUAUGCUGAUGAGUACAGAGAUUUCCUCAUACGUACGAACAGUGAGGCCUCCAAACAUGAAGAGACAAGAUUUACGGGAACUUUUGUGAAAGCGAAACAGAUUGUUGAAAAUUCAUUGGAGCAAAUAAAGACUUUGCGACUAGACUUGGUGGAAACCGCUUCCCAUAUAUCUGGUGCAAGUUCAGGAAAGAGAAAACAGAAAUUAGAAUUCUUAAAGAAAGAAGCAGAACUUCAGAAGGAAAAGUUGAAAUUAGAAGAAGAGGAAAUCACUCGGAAAGCUGAAGUGCAUAGGAAGAAACAGGAAUUAGACAUUAAUCUGAAACUUUUGAAAGAGGAAAAUGUGGUCAUGGACGAGGAGUCUGAAGGUUCUUUUUCAUUGGAUAUAGAGUCUGAAAGCAAAGAUGAACAGGUACGAAGAUAUGUCGAAAGUCUGAAUUUCCGUGAAAAUGAUGUUGUGAGUUCAAACUUACAUACUCCUGUUCCGGACAAAACUAUACCCAUUCCAACGCCUUUCCGACCAAUACAGAGUUAUACGAACCGUGUUCUACCUUCAGCUAGUGCACCAGUUUUCCAUCCUGCGGAACCAACAUCUGCCAUUCCUCCUACUCAGUUUGAUUCUGUUCCCAUAGCUCAACAGUUUCCUAACAACCCUGCGUCCGAAAACGCACUAUCAGAUCUGACAUUGUUUAUGAUGCGAAAACAGCUUGUACCUGAGAGACUGUCAACAUUCGAUGACAAGGCAGAAUCGUAUAAUUCGUGGAAGUGUUCAUUUCUCAACAUUAUGAGUGAAAUCAAGGUUUCAAAGCAUGAAGAACUUGAUCUUCUUAUCAACAGACUGUCUGGAAAAUCUAAAGAGGUAGCAAGCAGCAUUAGGAACGCCAAUCCUGGAGAAGUGAACCGUGCAGUGAAAUUGAUAUGGGAACGUUUAGAUGAAAUGUUCGGGAGACCAGAAAUGAUUGAGUCAUCUCUUCGAUUACAGCUGGAAAACUUUCGUCAGAUUGCUCCUAGUGAAAACAGUAGACUCUAUGACUUAUUGAACAUUUUGAUAAAAGUAGAAUCAUUGAAAGCUAAUCCACAGUUUUCAACCAGCUUAGCUUAUUUUGACUCGUCAGCAGGGGUUAACCCCAUAUUGCAGAAGUUACCAUACCAUCUGCAGGAGAAGUGGAUCUCAAGAGCGUCCAUUUACAAAAGAGACAAUACUGUACAUUUUCCACCAUUUUCCUUUUUUGUACAGUUCAUAAAGGAAAUGUGUGCUAUUAGAAACGAUCCUGCAUUUAUGUUCAACAGAUCAGUGACUUCAAGUAAUAGAAAUGUUACCAAGAUGCCAGCCCCACGGGCUCCUGGUGUACAUGCUCGUAGAACGGACGUGAACGAAAAUGCAAGAUCAAACUACAAUCGCUGUCCAUAUCAUAAGGCGGACCAUAGCAUACAUGAAUGUAAUGGAUUUCGUGCUAAGCCACUUACGGAGCGCAAGAACUUUCUACAGAGUAGACGCAUUUGUACUAGAUGUUGUACCUUUAAACACUUACCUAAAGACUGCACCGUCAACAUUCAGUGUAGAACGUGUGGUAGUCAUUCUCAUGCUACAGCCUUACACCCAGAAAGAUCCUAUGUACAAAGAGGAAGUGUUCACGGCGGGGAGGCUAACCGUCAGCAAUCAGAAGCAUCUUCACAAUCUACGCAAUCUGCUAGACCGGUGGCGGCGACAACUGAUAGCAUAUCUACUACACCCUUUACAACUGACAGAGUGUCAACUUCAUGCACACAGUUCUGCGGUGAAGGGUAUAAAGGUCGUUCAUGCAGCAAAACCUUACUUGUGGAUGUGUUUCACUCAGACUUUCCAAACUCUACAGUACGUUUGUACGCAAUACUGGAUGACCAAAGUAAUCGAUCUCUCGCAUCACCUGACCUAUUUGAUGUCAUGAACAUUACAAGUGAACCCACCAAAUACACACUCACGUCAUGUUCUGGAAACACAGUGAGAUAUGGUAGGAGAGCUCAUGGCUUUAUGGUUCGAUCCGUUGAUGGUUCAGUUAUUUACGAGCUGCCUUCCCUUAUAGAGUGUGAUGAUUUACCCAAUGAACUGUCGGAAGUACCCACACCAGAUGUGGCUAAGUCCUUUGACCAUCUACGAGAUAUUUCAUCUCUCAUCCCCGAGUUUGAUCCAAACUCCAAGAUUCAGUUACUUAUUGGAAGAGACCUACCUGAAGCUCAUCAUAUUAAACAACAGAUUGUGGGUCCGAAAGGCACACCAUAUGCCUUAGAACUAGGGCUUGGCUGGGUAAUUAUCGGUGAGGUCUGUUUAGGAAAGAUCCAUCCUCGUGACUCUGUAUGUGUGAAUAAAGUGUCAAUUCUUGGUAACGGAAGUGCAACCUGCAAUGAACCUUGUCAAAACUACCUGCAUGUCAAGGAUCAUAUAUCGACAUCUACAAGCGCACUGAGUGAUCGUGAUUUUCGUGGUGACAAUGUAUUCACCAAGACUUUACGAGAUGACGAAGUUGGCCUAUCAGUUGAAGAUCGUGUCUUCUUACAGCUAAUGGACACAUCAUUUAGGAAGGAUGAGGAAGGGUUUUGGACGGCACCUCUACCUUUUAGACAACUUCCUGAUUACUUACCAAACAACAAACCCCAAGCUUACCGUCGUGCUCAAAUACUUCACUGUAGUUUGCAGAAGGAUCCCUUGAAAAAAGAACAAUUUGUAACAUUUAUGCGUAAAGUACUAGACAGUGGAGCUGCGGAAGAAGCACCUUCUUCCUCGGAAUCAGAUGGCCCUUGCUGGUAUCUACCCUUGUUUGGCGUACAAAAUCCGAAAAAACCAGGACAAGUCAGAGGAGUGUUUGAUUCGUCGGCGGUCUUUGAAGGGACGUCCUUAAAUGGCAUGCUUAUGUCUGGUCCAGAUAUGGUGAACAGCUUAUUGGGGAUUCUUCUACGGUUCAGAAAGGAUGAAGUCGCAAUGACUGCUGAUAUUGAGCAGAUGUUUUAUCGAUUCAGAGUCAAUGAGAAACAUCGCAACUUCCUCAGAUUUUAUUGGUAUAGGAACAACAACCCGGAUGACAUUCUCAUAGAAUACAAAAUGACAGCCCAUGUAUUCGGGAACAGCCCAUCUCCAGCCAUAGCUACCUAUGGCCUUCGUAAAACUGUGGAGAAUGCUGACUUAGAUGUGAAGGACUUUGUUAAUCGCAAUUUUUAUGUAGACGACGGGCUAAUUUCACUACCUUCCGAGUCUGAUGCCAUCAGUCUUAUGAAACGCACACAGGCUACAAUGCAGAGUGAAGGCAAGUUGAGACUCCACAAAAUUACCUCAAAUAAAAGAACUGUCCUCGAUGCAUUUGAUCCAAGUGACCAUGGCGAAAAUCUGAAAGAAAUAGACAGUGAUGACACAGUACACAGAAGUCUUGGAUUGUGCUGGAGUCUGAAUGACGACACGUUCCGAUUCACUAUCCCAGCGGAAGAGAAGCCAUUCACACGUCGUGGCCUCCUAUCACAUGUAAACAGUUUAUUUGACCCCUUAGGAUUUAUCGCUCCGAUAACCUUAAGUGGAAAGAUCCUCCUUAGAGAAGUGACCUCUACAGGAGCCGACUGGGAUGAACCUUUACAAUCGGACCAUCUUCAAAAAUGGACGGAGUGGAUAUCAUCUCUUCAGAUCCUGAAAGGUGUCACCAUUCCACGAAUGUUAUCACAUGUAUCCAUUAGCAUAGCAAAGACUGUAGAAGUACACAUAUUUUGUGACGCCUCGGAAAAGGCGAUAGCAGCAUCAGCAUACCUGAAAGUGACAGACAAUGAUGGACAUUCAAGUGUGAGAUUCUUGAUGGGAAAGGGAAAGUUAGCGCCAUCUAGAGGACAUACCAUCCCUCGCCUAGAACUCUGUGCUGCAGUUUUAGCGACAGAAAUAGCACAGAUAAUAUCUAUACAACUGGAUAUUCCAUUGGAGUGUAUGUGUUACUACAGUGACAGUAGAGUGGUCCUUGGAUAUGUCAGCAAUCGUACUCGCCGCUUCUAUUCCUAUGUGAGUAAUCGUGUUGACCGCAUCCUCAAAAUCUCAAGUGCCGACCAAUGGAAUUACAUUUCUACAGAUAGAAAUCCUGCUGACUCUUGCACUAGGAGCAUCUCUUGCAAUACAGAUAUUAUGCAACUUCCAUGGAUCGUUGGACCACAGUGGCUCUGUGAAGCAAAGAGGACAGAUGAUGAUAGUGAAAGUUUUUCACUCAUAGAACCUGACAGUGAUGUUGAGGUUAGACCACUGAUGACAAAAAUCAGCACUGGACCUUACUUACCCAGUCAACUCGGAACAGAGCGAUUUGAGCGAUUUUCCAGCUGGAAGUCUUUGAUUCGUGCAGUUAUGAGUCUUCAGAAACUUGCUAGGAAACUACAGACUUCCAAGAAUUCUCAGCAAGACACUGAAUCUACAUCUCACAUUGAUGAAUUGAUGAAAGCAGAGUGUUUAGUUCUCAGAGAACUUCAAAAAGAACAUUUUCAAAGAGACAUUGAAUUCAUUAUGGAUGAGAAGCCAUUACCCAGAGAUAGCAAGAUUGCGCAGUUGUCACCCUUCCUUGAUAAAAGUGGACUCCUUCGUGUUGGCGGUAGGAUCAAUGCAGCAGCCAAUCAAAUACCUGCUAAGGAAGUAAAUCCCAUCAUAUUACCGAAAGGAAGUCAUAUAACAUGUUUGAUUAUACGGGAUUUCCAUGAGAAAACCAAACAUCAAGGAAGGCUUUUCACUGAGGGUGCAGUUCGCACAGGAGGUUAUUGGGUCAUUGGAGCUAAACGAGUGAUAUCUUCCCUCAUACACAAGUGCGUAACCUGCCGUAAGUUGAGACGCUACAGAGAAACUCAGAAAAUGGCUGAUGUGCCAGCAGAGAGAUUAAUUCCAGGUCCACCUUUCACUUCUAUUGGUAUCGACGCCUUUGGACCCUGGGAAAUUGUAACUCGUAAAACUCGAGGAGGCGCUGCCAACAGUAAACGUUGGGCAAUCCUAUUUACAUGUUUAGUAUCAAGAGCCUUGCAUAUCGAGGUCAUUGAGGAGAUGUCGAGUUCCUCCUUCAUCAAUGCCUUACGACGUUUCUUAGCAAUACGAGGCCCAGUGAAAUCGAUACGUUCUGAUCGAGGCACAAAUUUCAUAGGAGCUGCCGAAGAAAUGAAAGUCAACACAAUAAGAGUAGAAAAAGGACCAGUUCAGGAGUUCUUAGAGACAUCAGGAAUUACUUGGAAAUUCAACGUACCACAUGCAUCCCAUAUGGGGGGUAUAUGGGAGAGAAUCAUCGGGAUCACAAGAAGAAUUCUGGAUUCUAUGUUACUGGAAUCACGUUUCAAACCUCUAACACAUGAAGUACUGGGGACCUUUAUGUGUGAAGUCUGUGCUAUAAUUAACUCGCGUCCCAUCACGCCAAUAUCCACAGAUCCGGAGGAACCUCUUGUUAUCAACCCAUCUAUGAUCCUUACAGGAAAGGUCGAUUUCUUACCUGUGAUAUCCCAUUCCUUGGAUAUCAAAGAUGUUCAUCGUGCGCAGUGGAAGCAUGCCCAAGUGUUAGCUGACAUAUUUUGGCAAUAUUGGAAAAGAGAGUACUUAAAGACACUGCAGUCGCGACGUAUAUGGAAGGACAGACAGCCAAAUGUGAAACCGGGUGAUGUUGUGAUAGUUAAGGACUCUGCAGUGCACCGAAACUACUGGCCGAUGGGUAUUGUUGAAAAAACAUUCGCAAGCGAUGACGGUUUAGUACGAAAGGUUCAGAUCCGAGUGAUUCGUGAUGGCAAACCUGCAUUUUUCAUGAGACCUGUACAUGAAUUAGUUGUGCUGUUAGAUUGAAUUAUUAUACUGUAUUCGAUCAUGAUGUUUAUAGUGGUAUUUUAUACCAGACGGGGAGUGUGCUGUUAUCAGAAAUAUUUUAUGUACGACUUGUCUAUUUUGUGGAACUCUUUUGUGUUAUUUCGUUUUCAUUACGCGGGUUUUCAACCUGCUCUGGUUUGCCAGUUUUUGCCAUUAUUAAUUAUUUUCAUUGAUCCUAGUCAGCUCAAAAUGUAAGUUUAUUGAUGUAAAUUGUUUAUCUAACAAAGAUGUAAUUAGCAAGAUUUGUUUUUAUUAGAGAAAUAUGAAUUUAAUUGUACACAGUUUUCUAUACAUAUGACUCGAUCUAUGGCUGCCAUUUUUGAACCUAAUUUUGAUUGAUUUGUGUAUAUUGGUAAAUCGGUAAUUGUAAUCAUUUAAACCUAGUCUAAAUUCUUUAAACUUUAUUGUACUACAGAAAUAUGUUGAAAUGGUUUCCCUUUUUAUAUCAUAAUGUGUGUUUGAGAUCAGUUCAUAUGUGCUAUGUUACAUGCAUUCAGUGAUUGUGUAUACAUCAAGUUUUCUUGUAUU
Molecule: messenger RNA, 6882 nt
Organism: Saccostrea cuccullata (small rock oyster)
Lineage: Eukaryota; Metazoa; Mollusca; Bivalvia; Ostreida; Ostreidae
Exons: 3
Coding region: 313-6333 (2006 amino acids)
Biological process (GO): DNA integration
Molecular function (GO): nucleic acid binding
Source: RefSeq, a predicted model, not a curated record